Molecule: messenger RNA, 2634 nt
Organism: Sorghum bicolor (sorghum)
Lineage: Eukaryota; Viridiplantae; Streptophyta; Magnoliopsida; Poales; Poaceae
Product: protein transport protein SEC23
Exons: 8
Coding region: 714-1802 (362 amino acids)
Biological process (GO): COPII-coated vesicle cargo loading; intracellular protein transport; endoplasmic reticulum to Golgi vesicle-mediated transport
Cellular component (GO): endoplasmic reticulum exit site; COPII vesicle coat
Molecular function (GO): GTPase activator activity; zinc ion binding
Source: RefSeq, a predicted model, not a curated record
AAAAUAUACACAGUACACAUUUACUCCAUCCCCACUUCUCUGAUGUCUCCGUCUCUCUAUCCUCUCACACACUCCACUGCCGACCCUUCUCCUUCCCCGGGCAAGCCCCCUACUCCGAUGUGGAUCUGCCGCUGUCCUCUCCCUCUCUCCGUUUCUCGGUCGCUGUUCCUCAUUCCCAGCGCCAUCACUUCUCUCACGCCGACGUGACCACAGAUCCGUAUGGUGACCACGGCGGCUCCAGCGAGCUCCACUCGUCUUCAUAUUUUUGCCGCCGCUGCAGCCGCGAUGCCGACGGUGAGCAUCGGCCGGGACCAUGUCGUCCUAGAUCUGGGUCGGACCUACCGUCACCGUGACCAAUCGAACUGGUUGCAGCACAGGAGGAGCUCGAGGCGAUCUGCUUCGAGCUCGGGGAGCACCCCCGCGGCGAGCCCUGGCGGGACGGCGCCCGACAGCAGGUUGCCUGGAGGUAGAGCGCGCGGAGGCAUGGGAGCGUGAGCACGACGGGCGUGGAGGCACGGUUGUUGCGCAGCGACAGGACCUGCAGGUUCUGGAGCUGGGAGAGCAUGCCGUUGGGAUUGCGAGGCGGUCUGCUUCAAGUUUGGCAUCGAACUGGAGGAUGUGGCUGGAGAGUUUGCUGCUGGCAGAGGCCAGCAGUGUUGCGAAUCAGCGGUUCUGUUGAAGAAACUGUCGCUACAGGCACUUGAUUACAGAAAAUGUCUGAGUUUCUGGACCUUGAGACCCAGGAUGGGAUAAGAAUGACAUGGAAUGUUAUACCAGGCACAAAGCAGGAUGCCACUAACUGUGUUGUUCCUGUUUCUGUCAUUUAUACUCCUCUAAAGCCAAACCUUUCAAUUCCUGUCCUUCCUUAUGCCCCUCUCAGUUGCCGCAUGUGCCGUUCGAUUCUCAACCCUUUCUCAGUUGUUGAUUUUGUUGCGAAGAUUUGGGUCUGUUCGUUCUGCUUUCAGCGCAACCAUUUUCCCCAACAUUACAACUCCAUUUUAGAAAACAACCUUCCUGCUGAGCUGUUUCCUCAAUAUACCACUGUUGAGUAUGCAUCCACUUCUGAAACGGGUCCUGUGGAACCUCCAGUCUUCCUCUUUGUUGUUGAUACAUAUAUGAUUGAGGAGGAGAUUGGCUAUUUGAAGUCUGCUUUAGCACAAGCAAUUGAACUAUUGCCAGAUCAGUCCCUUGUUGGAUUUAUUACUUUCGGGACAUAUGUUCAGGUGCAUGAAUUGGGUUUUGGCUUUUUGCCAAAGUCAUAUGUGUUCAAAGGGACAAAAGAAGUUACACAGGAGCAAAUUCUGGACCAAAUGAGUUUCUUUGCUGGGAAAACUAAACCCACAUCAUGUGUGAUUGCAGGCGCAAGGGAUGGCCUCUCAGCAGAGAGUAUUGCUAGGUUCCUGUUGCCUGCUUCUGAGUGCGAGUUUGUGUUGAAUUCAGUAAUAGAAGAACUGCAAAAGGACCAUUGGCCUGUUCCAGCUGAUAAACGUUCAUCAAGGUGUACUGGAGUUGCAUUAAGUGUUGCUGCUAGUCUCUUGGGGGUUUGUGUUCCUGGAUCAGGUGCUAGAAUUAUGGCAUUUGUAGGUGGUCCAUCUACAGAGGGACCUGGUUCUGUCAGUUUGAGUGCAUUUGCAUUCUUGUUCUCUGAGUUGGUUCAGUACAACCAGACUCAAGUUGACAACAUUACUGAGCUGGAACGGAGGCUGGAGGAUGCUGGUUAUGCGGUUGGUGCAAGGGUGCUUGAACUACUCUGUCACACGGAGAAGGAAACGCAAAGGCGAGGGCGACUCCAGGACCUGUAAAAACGCCGGAUUGACGGCUUCAAGGACGGUCGCAGGGCUGAGGUGGGCAACGCAGGUCGGGCUCGUGCGUCGGACGACGGCGUCGGGCGAGGGCGAGGUCAAGGCGCAGAUCGGCGAGGGCGUCGGGGGCGACUCUCCAGACCAGGCAAUGCGGGCGUCGGGCAUCGGAGGCGAGGGCGACGGUGUCGGGGGCGAGGACGAGGGCGACUCUCCAGACCUGGCAACGCAGGUCGGCGUCGGGGGCGAGGGCGACGGCGUCGGGGGCGGGUCGGGCGUCGAAGGCGAGGGCGACGGUGUCGGGGCCGAGGGCGACUCUCCAGACCUGGCAACGCAGGUCGGCCGUCGGGCGUCGGGGGCGAGUGCGAGGGCGGCGAGGACCCAGGACGAUCGAGGGAGAGGGGCGACGUCGGGCGAGGGCGAGGGCGUCGGGCGUCGGGCGAGGAUUGGUACCGUGCGCGAUUCCUUCCUUUAGAGCGUGCGAUUAAUUUUGUUUUCUUUACAGGACUGAGAUUUUAUAUCAGGAAUUCUUUUUUUUUCUUUAUUUCAUUUCACACCCUUCCACCUCUCUGUUAUAUAUUAUUCUGUAUUGUAAAUUUGCAUCAGGAAUCCUAUCUGGUUUUUUUAUUCAAUUUUGACCCUUCCACCUCCUAAGCACGGGUAUCGCACGUCGGGGGUGGGGGGAGCGACCCCACAUAUGGUGGUCUUACUUUUGUUCUUUUUAUAGUUGUAGGAGAUAUGAAGAACAUGCUUGACGAUGCUCCGGGUAGAUCGACCGAGUGCAAUGUAAAUUCAGGCCUGGUUUAGUUCACCCCUAAAAUAAAAAACUUUUCAA